Branchiostoma floridae (Florida lancelet) is the source of this 990-nucleotide messenger RNA. RefSeq names its product transforming growth factor beta-1-induced transcript 1 protein-like. The transcript has 10 exons. The record is from RefSeq and is a predicted model, not a curated record. NCBI's taxonomy places the organism in Eukaryota, Metazoa, Chordata, Leptocardii, Amphioxiformes, Branchiostomatidae. Gene Ontology annotation, biological process: cell-cell adhesion; cell-cell junction organization; positive regulation of substrate adhesion-dependent cell spreading. Bases 18 to 773 code for a protein of 251 amino acids. Gene Ontology annotation, cellular component: cell-cell junction; focal adhesion; cytoplasm.
UAAGAUCUGAUCGAUCCAUGAACGCCACCAUCUGCGUCAGUUGCAAGCGACCUUUUGGGCCGCACGACAAGAUGGGGACCUACCGAGGCAGCCCCUGCCAUGAGACGUGCAUGCCGAAUAGCCCAACUGAGAAGCCCGCGAGUACUUGCGUUGGCUGUCACAUCAAGUUUCAUCCGGACGACAAAAUGGUUUUACUCAACGGGAAGCCCUGUCAUGAGAUGUGCUUACCCAAAGUGACUGACGAACAGAAUACCUCAAUAAGGAAAGUUCGGACCAUGUCGUCACGAAGUCCAGAACCUUCAACCCCAACAAGUCCAGCCUUGUCGGUCAGGAAAGUGGAGAUGGGCACAAUGCAAUCACAAUCAUCAAGGAUGCAGUAUUUGCCUCCACCGACCCCUGGGACUCCAGCGAGCGCCAUGUCUACGUCCACCCAUUAUACUUGGGGAGGCGAGGUCACCCCGCACACCCCAUUCUCCGCGACAUCUGACACUUCUGGGUUCACCAUGUCGAUGGUCCGUCAAACUAGACAAGUGGAGGGCGGAGAUGUGUUCAUGUGCUUCUAUUGCAACAAACCCAUCAGAGGACAAGUCGUUGGUGCAUUCAACAAAGUGUUCCACGAAGGACAUUUUGCCUGCUGUUGUUGCCAUCGCAGAUUCAAGCGAGGUCAAAAGUUCUACGAGCUCGACGACCGACCGAUGUGCAAGAAGUGCUGUCGGGCGUUUCCGGGGAAUGAAGUGGACUCAAAAUGGGGAUUCACCAUGGGGAGGAGGUAAACAUGACAAGAGGCAACCGUAAAUAGAGUCAUCAGCUUGGUAAAUACUUAUAUAGUAAAGUUCUUCAAACAGAUCGAAAAUAUUACUCACUCCCAACAUUUCGAUGUCUGUCAGACACCAUCAUCAGGGUUAGAAUAGCUGGAUCUUUCUCUCGCUGCUACUUACAGCCGAUGUAGGUGGCGCUGCAGCAAUGAGAAUGAGGGGGAUACAAACUGAG